UUGGCGCAGAUUGAUGAAGUAAUUUUUUUUUUUUUUUUAUUACACUCAACUAUUGAUCGAAGCAAAAAAAAGAAAAAAGAAACAAAAGAUUACCUCACAAAGUCUACAGUUUCGAAAAUUUGCUGUUGCUAAUUCAGUGACUACAAGAUGUCUGCUAAAGAUGAGACUCCAGCCUUAAAUCAGGAUGUAGAAACAAUAACAGUUUCCCUCUUGAGAGGCAGACAUUUUAGAGGAAACAAAGGUGAAUUUCUGGGAAGUAUCAUGGUCAAAGCCAAUUAUUGUGAAAAGACAUAUGGAGAAGCUAAUAAAUUUGAUUGUACCAAUGAUUCUGAUAUAGACUUUAACUAUAGUUUCUCUUUACUUUGUCCAAACAGUGAUGCAUAUGUCAUAGAUGAAUAUGCAUAUAGACCUGUUGUGCUUACAUUUAUUAAAACGAUCACCAAGGACAAAAAGAAAAAAGACGAGGAGAAAACAAUUACUCUUGGCCAAUGCACAGUUGAUCUUUUACCUCUCGUCAAAGGAGAAAUAAGCCAUGAAACAACUAUAGAAUUAGUAUCGAUUCCUGGUUCAAUAUUGGAAUGUUUCUUACCAGAUGUUCCAAAGCCUGAAAUCGAUGUCUGUAUAUCAAUAUCAAAAUCCCUUCUGGAGAGAGAAGAAUUAUCUGGUUACAAUAUCAUGACCAUAACAAUCGAAUCUCUUAACUCACCACCAGAAACUUUAGUUCUACAAAAUCAUGUACUGACAGCAGCUAUUUCAGUACCUAUUAUCGAUCAUAAAGAAAACAUUCUUGUGUUUGUUGGAAACCAGCACCGAAGUCCAGGUGAUAAAGACCCAUUAUGUAAACAGAAGAAAUGGGUCAACCCUCUUCCAGCUACUGGACAUGCUGUGUACAUUCCAAACAGUUUCAUCUUCAAUGAUCCAAAAGAAAAUGAAGAUGGAGACUUUCGAUCAAAGGAAAACAAAGAAUACAGAAAACAUUCAGAAAUGGAAAAAUCAAAAUUUAUUUGGAACAUGGAACGAAGAUGUUUUCUCCAUCAAACUGGGGCCAAACAUCUUUUGGAAACUAUAACAGCAAAGCGAUACCUGCCACUGGAAAUAUUGCGUAUAACUGUUCCAACUGGGGGCAGACUUAAAAAGCAUGAAGAUGAAGGAACAGCAUCUUUUCAUGGAGUAGUGUACAUUGAUUGCAGUCCACUUCUGUAUCCUGGAGUGAAACAGAUAAAAGGCGCUUAUAAAGUCCAACCAUUUUCUGAGGGUGAAUACCAAGAAAAGGCAAUCAGUUCAACAGUACUUAGUGAAGAGGCAAUUAAAUUUUCACUCAGCUUUGUAUCAUCUGGACCAUCUCCAACAGGACGAAAGGGGAAAGAAGAGAAAAAAGAGUCAAAGAAAACUGCACUCAAACCAAACCUCGAAACAACCUCUGAUGUAGACUUACAUAAUGCAAAUGCUGAAGGACAACAGUUUGUUGAAGCAAGGUCACAUGUAGUCCUUUCAAUAAGCCUGGAACGCCCUCUCAUAGCGAAGAGAACAGCAAUAGAAUUAUCUAAUUUGGUGGAAGCUUAUAUUCCACCUCGACCUAUGUUUCCCAAAAGACUAGGUGGCACUGCGAGGGCUGUAUCUGACUUCCAUAAACAAAUUGAAUGUGUGACUGAACAAGUCCUUGAUGAAUUUAGGCAGCAAUUUAAAGGUGAAAUUGAUACAAACAGAAGACCAAAUGAAGAUGAAAUGGAAGACAGGAAACAGAAAUUGUUAUUUCACUUGAACACUUCUGGUAAAUACUUCACCUAUAAAGAGCGUCUGAAACAUGCUGUUGUUAAAAUUGUCCGGGAGAAGUAUCUCAAGACAAGUGAUUUUGAUGAUAAAGAGAAAUUACAGGAGUUUCUCAGUGAAUUGUACAUCUUCCUUGUGGACGAGAUGAAUAUAGCCCUCAAUAAAUUCCUUAAUAUACAAGAUCAACCUUCUGUCCCUGAACCAUUGGCAGAUACAAUUCAGCUAAAACAGUUUGCAGAAGAGGCAGAAAUGAAUGGAAAUAUGACCUUAGCUUCUCAAUAUCAUGAAGAGCGUAUAAUCAAAGACAGAAAUUAUCCACAGCAUUGGAUAGAUUAUGCAGUAUUCUGCUUGGGCUGCAUGGAUUAUGACAAGGCAGAGCAAUGUGCCAGAGAAUGUAUUGCUAUUGACCAACAGAAUCAUGAUGGGUUGCUACUUGUUGGUAUUUUGUCUGGCUUUAAAAAUCUUUAUGAGGUGGGUGAGACUUUCUUUGAAGCAGCAUUAGCAAUUUAUCCAGAAAGUAUUCUUGGAUGGACACUCUUAGGACUUCUUUAUGACGGAGCAGCUAAUGAAAUGAGAGCAGAAAUGGCUUUUCAUGAAGCAGAACGUUUAAAUGUUGCUCAAACUGUAGCAGAGGCUCAUAAGAAGAAAGUGGAAAAUGAGCCUAAUGGUGAAGAGGAAUCUCAACUGAGCAGCCUUGAUAAAGAAGAAGUCAUAGAGGAAUCAAAGUCUGAAAGACAGAACAGCAGAUUUCUAGGAAUUCGACCUGAUAUCAGAGUCAAAUCUGAAUUGUCAAACCUGAGUCAAAUAGAGGAAGAUUACUUUUCAACAAAUGAACCAGAACCUGAAUUCAGUAUAUACAUGAUCACAGCAGAAUGGUUGAUUAAACUUAAAGUUUUCAGACUUGCAGAACGAGCUUUGGCUCAUGAACUCCUCCAGACAUCUGAGAAACCUUCCAUUCAGUAUUUCUGGUGUCUUGCUAAAAUAAGUAUUUUCAAAAAAGAGUUCACUGAAGCUGAAAAUUAUCUGAAUCAGGCUCUUCUAAUCAGUCAAGAGUUCCCCGAAACUUGGGCACUAUUAGGUCAUGUGAAGUAUUUAACAGGGGAUGUUUCCAAUGCCCAAAAUCAUUAUGAUCGUACUUUAUCAUUUGUAAAUGAUACCCAGGAUAUUCACUCUGUGUAUUUGCGUCUAGGAUCGAUCUAUCUGCAAGACAAGAAGUUUCCAGAAGCUCGGGAUAUAUUUCUCAUGGCAUGUAAAAGUAGCCCAUCUUCUGUCACAUGGCUGGGAGUUGCAAUAGCUUGUUAUCGAAUGGAGAAGUUGUAUGAAGCGGAGUCUGCUUUAUGUGAAGCCAAUAUUCUGAAUAACAUGGAUCCUGAAAUUUGGGCCUACCUAGCUCUUGUUUGCCUUAAACAUAAGCGUAUAUAUGAAGCUGAGCAAAGUUUCAAGUAUUCUAUAAAACUUGGGUUAAAUGAUAAAGAAAUCUUGCAAGAAAUACUUCUCUUACAAGAAACUACAGAGAUUGGAAAUACAUCUUUUCAUUCAAAAGAAGAUAUUCUAUCAAAGGAAGAAAUGUGAAUGUAGUUACCAGAACAGAAGAAAUAGGCUGUGUCUCUUCACUUACAAAAGGAUUAACUUUUAUGAAUUGUUUGCAUUAAUACUUAUAUUUUCCUAUGGGGAUAUAUUAAUUCACUUUAAUUAUCAUCAUAUAUAACAAUAAUUAAAAUGAAUUUUAAUGUGAACAAAAAAUAUCUUGAAAUACUUUGUUUUCUGGUAAUAA
Messenger RNA from Octopus sinensis (East Asian common octopus), 3544 nucleotides. RefSeq names its product cilia- and flagella-associated protein 70-like. The record is from RefSeq and is a predicted model, not a curated record. The coding region runs from base 148 to 3342 and encodes 1064 amino acids. Gene Ontology annotation, cellular component: extracellular exosome; motile cilium. Gene Ontology annotation, molecular function: protein binding. Gene Ontology annotation, biological process: cilium movement; cilium assembly. Lineage: Eukaryota; Metazoa; Mollusca; Cephalopoda; Octopoda; Octopodidae. The transcript has 28 exons.